Molecule: messenger RNA, 240 nt
Organism: Penicillium psychrosexuale
Lineage: Eukaryota; Fungi; Ascomycota; Eurotiomycetes; Eurotiales; Aspergillaceae
Exons: 1
Coding region: 1-240 (79 amino acids)
Source: RefSeq, a predicted model, not a curated record
AUGGAGACAUGCACGGUCUUGACUGGUCGAGAUAAUCAAUUACUCCACCACCGCAAGAGUCAAAAGCUUCACUACGGAGUCCUUCUCCACUCGACCGAUGCUGCUAUCUUUGUGGUCGCGAGGCUGGCUGACCGUCGCCUGAAGUUACCUGAAGAGCAGUCCACACAGAGUACUUUGUCCAUGACUAUCCACGCUAAAGAUGAACCAGGUUGGACUCUGCAUACGUACCUGUUGUCAUAG